This is a messenger RNA of Nerophis lumbriciformis (worm pipefish), 3408 nucleotides long. It is a transcript of the gene tnpo3, whose product is annotated as transportin 3. The record is from RefSeq and is a predicted model, not a curated record. Gene Ontology annotation, biological process: protein import into nucleus. Lineage: Eukaryota; Metazoa; Chordata; Actinopteri; Syngnathiformes; Syngnathidae. Gene Ontology annotation, cellular component: cytoplasm.
AUGUUCUUGCCUGUGUUUCUAGACGGGUCAGCACAGUGGAUACACGCGGGAAGCCCGUGCGAGAUGGCGGUCAGCACACAGACGGUCUAGGAUUUGUUAACAACCACAUAGUUUGUCGCAUUUCUUCUUUAUCGAGCUCCUGCUUCGGUCCCGAGCAAUGGAGGGCGGGAAACCGAGCUUGUCGCUGGUCUACCAAGCCGUCCAGGCCCUGCACAACGACCCGGAUCCGGCCGGGAAGGAACGAGCUUCGGUGUGGCUGGGAGAGCUGCAGAGAUCGAUGUAUGCGUGGGAGAUCUCCGAUCAGCUGCUGCAGCUCAAACAGGACGUGGAGUCGUGUUACUUUGCUGCUCAGACCAUGAAAAUGAAGAUCCAGACUUCAUUCUACGAGCUUCCCCCGGAUAGCCACAAUGCACUGCGAGACUCGCUGCUGUCUCACAUCCAGAACCUCAAAGACCUGUCGCCCAUCAUCGUAACCCAGCUGGCGUUAGCCAUUGCAGAUCUUGCUCUUCAGAUGGCCUCGUGGAAAGGAUGUGUGCACACUCUCAUAGAAAAGUACAACGGUGAUGUCAGCUCCAUGCCCUUCCUCAUCGAGAUCCUGACCGUGUUACCUGAGGAGGUCCAUAGUCGCUCGCUACGUAUCGGAGCCAAUCGGAGGACAGAGAUUAUCGAGGACUUGGCAUAUUACUCUUCCACCGUGGUCACGCUAUUGGCGUCUUGUGUGGAAAAGACGGGCAGCAAUGAGAAGAUGCUCAUUAAGGUCUUUCGCUGCCUAGGAAGCUGGUUCAACCUGGGGGUCCUGGAUAGUAACUUCAUGGCCAGUAACCAACUUCUCAUGGUCCUCUUCCAAGUGUUGCAAAGGGAUGACACCUCAACAAACCUUCACGAGGCAGCCUCGGACUGUGUGUGCUCCGCUCUCUAUGCCAUUGAAAAUGUGGACACCAACAUGACGUUGGCACUGCAGCUCUUCCAGGGCGUCUUGACGCUGGAGACAGCCUAUCACAUGGCUGUGGCUCGUGAGGACCUUGAUAAAGUUCUUAACUAUUGCAGAAUCUUCACUGAGCUAUGCGAGACCUUUUUAGAGACGACAGUCAGGAGUCCAGGUCAGGGCAUGGGCGAUUUGAGGACGCUGGAGCUGCUGUUGAUCUGUGCUGGACACCCCCAGUAUGAGGUUGUUGAAAUCUCUUUUAACUUCUGGUACCGUCUUGGAGAAAAUCUGUACAAGUUAAAUGAUGUGGCCCUUCACACCAUUUUUCGACCAUACAUUCAAAGACUACUGCACUGCUUGGCCCGACAUUGUCAGCUUGACCCAGACCACGAAGGAAUUCCAGAGGAAACAGAUGAUUUUGGGGAGUUCAGGAUGAGAGUUUCUGACUUGGUUAAAGAUGUAAUUUUUCUUGUUGGUUCUAUGGAGUGUUUCUCUCAGUUGUACUCGACCCUAAAAGAAGGGAAUCCUCCUUGGGUGGUGACCGAAGCUGUUCUUUUCAUAAUGGCUGCCAUCGCCAAAAGUGUUGAUCCAGAGAACAACACGACCCUCUUGGAGGUGUUGCAGCAGGUUGUGUUGCUCCCGGAAGCAGUUCACAUGGCCGUGCGGUACACAAGCAUAGAGCUGGUCGGAGAGAUGAGUGAGGUUGUGGACAGAAACCCCAGAUUCCUUGACCCAGUGUUGAACUACCUGAUGAAAGGUCUGAGAGAGAAACCUCUGGCCUCGGCUGCAGCAAAGGCGAUCCAGAACAUUUGCUCCGUAUGCAGAGACCACAUGUCACAACACUUCCAGGGACUGCUGGACAUUGCUCGCUCUCUAGACUCCUUUGCGCUCUCCACGGAGGCCGCCAUCGGACUGCUCAAAGGUACGGCGCUGGUCCUUGGUCGUCUUCCUCUGGAGAAGAUCGCAGAGUGCCUGGGUGACUUGUGCGCUGUUCAGGUUACAGCACUGAAAAAGCUUCUAUCUGUAGAAUCAACAAACGGUCGAUCAGCCGACCCAACUAUCUGGCUUGACAGACUGGCCGUCAUUUUCAGACACACAAACCCUAUUGUGGAGAACGGACAGACACACCCUUGUCAGAAAGUCAUUCAUGAGAUCUGGCCUGUGCUGUCCGAGACUCUGAACAGUCACCAAGCUGAUAACCGAAUCGUAGAGCGAUGCUGUCGCUGCCUGCGGUUUGCUGUACGGUGUGUUGGGAAAGGCUCCGCCUCCUUGCUGCAGCCACUGGUUACGCAGAUGGUGAGUGUAUACCAGGUCUAUCCACACUCAUGCUUCCUGUACCUGGGCAGCAUCCUGGUGGACGAGUACGGUAUGGAGGAGGGCUGUCGACAGGGCUUGCUCGAUAUGUUGCAGGCUUUGUGCAUGACCACCUUCCAGCUGUUGGAGCAGCCCAAUGGUCUUCGAAACCACCCUGACACUGUCGACGACCUUUUCAGACUAGCGACCAGGUUCGUUCAGCGGAGUCCUGUCACGCUGCUCGGCAGCAGUAUCAUCGUUCACAUCAUCCAGUGCGCCAUCGCCGCCACCUCACUGGACCACAGAGACGCUAACUGCAGUGUGAUGAAGUUUGUGCGAGAUCUCAUCCACACCGGCGUGGCCAACGAUCACAUGGAGGACUUUGAAUUGAGGAAGCAGCUGAUUCGUCAAGCCAUGGAGCAGCACGGCCAGCAGCUCGUCACUCAACUCAUGCACUCGUGUUGCUUCUGCCUGCCGCCAUACACGCUACCCGACAUUGCGGAGGUGUUGUGGGAGGUCAUGAUGUUUGACCGGCCGACGUUCUGCCGUUGGUUAGAAAGCGCUCUGAAAGGGUUACCCAAGGAGACGUCGGGAGGAACGGUCACAGUGACGCACAAACAGCUGACAGAUUUUCAUAAACAAGUCACGAGUGCUGAUGAAUGUAAACAAGUGUGUUGGGCCAUCAGAGAGUUCACCAGAUUAUUCCGGUAAAGUCUUCGGGGAAUCAGAGGCGACAGCAGAAGCUGGAACUACAAACGAGGCUCUGAUAGGAGGUGGGACUUUGAAUGGGACGCUGGAAGGUGGGCAGAUGCCAAGGACUUACCGUAUUUAACAAUACACCUGCAGCAGGUGGGAGGUGGGAGGGGCAGGCCAAGGAGGCUUCACAAAGUGAACAAAUUGGUGAGAAAGGAAUGUGCCUGGUCAACUGUUUUUAAGAGAAACUUUAUUUUUUGGACGUGAACGUUUUGGCGACGCUGUACAAAGAGCCAAAUGGUAUCCCAUGAUGCAUUUGGCGGGGCGGCUCCCUGUGGAGGACAUGAUGUCACCUUUGACCAUUUUAAUGUUUGGUUUAAUUUGAGUUGUUUUUGCUGCAAAGCGUGACAGAGUGAACCCUGGGUAACGAGCGAGUGACACAUGACACCAUCACGGAUAUUGCCUUGUUGUAGACAAUAAACAACUGAAACAACAAA